This is a messenger RNA of Microthlaspi erraticum, 525 nucleotides long. Lineage: Eukaryota; Viridiplantae; Streptophyta; Magnoliopsida; Brassicales; Brassicaceae. The record is from the annotation of a GenBank genome assembly.
AUGAGAGCCAACCUUCUACUGGCGAAAUGGGCAGUAGUGGGUCACUUGCCUAGCUUUGAUGAGUACAUAGAUGCGACUGGAGACGAGUUCGGUGUAUAUUUAACAAUGACAGGAAUUUUGAUGGCUAUGGACCAAAAUAUCUGCAAGAAAGAAGCUUAUGAGUGGUUGAAAUCUAGAGAGAAACUCGUUAGAGCAAUGACUAUAAAAUCACGAGUGGCGGAUGAUAUGUUUGCCUAUGAGGAUGACAUGAGCAGAGGAUAUGAGACGGGCUCCGUCAACUGUUACAAGAAGCAAUAUGGAGUUACGGAAGAAGAAGCCUUUAGAAAGCUUAGUGAAAUGAUUGCAGAUGGUGAUAGGAUGAUGAACGAGGAGUUUUUGAAGCCAAUCAAUGUGCCAAACCAGGUUCUCAAAAUAGUCAACAACACUUUACGUGCGAUAUAUAUUUUCUACGACAAGGACGAUGGAUUUACUCGUCCUGCUAAAAUCAAGAACCAUAUCACGUCUAUGUUCGUUGAUAUAAUUUGA